Thlaspi arvense is the source of this 912-nucleotide messenger RNA. Lineage: Eukaryota; Viridiplantae; Streptophyta; Magnoliopsida; Brassicales; Brassicaceae. The record is from the annotation of a GenBank genome assembly.
CUAUCUAUCCCGCCUCUACACUUUCCGGCCACCGCACUCCGUCGCCGUCAGAUUCCAACGCUGGUCAUCCGUUCGGCGAAAGCAGAGCUCAGAGAAGACACUGACCCUUUGAUUCAAUCAGCUAUUCAUUCCGCUUCUCUUCAGCCUCUAUUCAUCGACCCAUAUGCGGCUUGCUUUUUACCUCCUUCUACGAACAAGGAUUCAGACAUCCAUGAACAACGACAACAAUAUUAUUGUCUUGCAACAAAGUUCAUAGAUGACAAAUUGUUACAUAUAGCUAAACGCAUCGAUGGUCUAAAGCAGGUUGUCUUGUUCACGGAUGGCAUGGAUACUCGACCUUUCAGGCUUAAUUGGCCAACUUCAACUAUGAUCUUUGAUGUAUCGCCGGAUAGAGUUUUCGAAAUAGCAUCUCACAAGCUUCAAGGUGUGGGAGCUAAGAUUCCGAAAAGUUGCUUGUUCUUUCACAUUCCUGAGGAAUCCGGAAACAUGGAGCAAGGUUUACGCUCAAAAGGGUUUAGUGGGAAUCGGCCAAGUAUAUGGGCAAUGCAGGGUUUACCCAUUGAGUCACAAUCGAGUUUCGAAGCGAUUCUAUCAGCAAUUAGUAGUUUAGCCAUGAAUGAAUGUUAUCUCAUAGGAGAAUUGCCUACAAGUAUCACACUCCAGUCGGAUUUGACAAAAUGGAUGGACAAACUGUUUAUGAGCAAUGGUUUUAAGGUGAAGAUAGUUAGCUAUGAAGAGAUCGCUGAAAGUUUGGGCAUUGUAUUACAUUCACAAGUGAACCAGAACCAGAACCAGGACACGAUUUUGUUUAUCGCACAACAGCUCAGGUUUUCAGAUGAUCAGAUGGAGAAAUGGAGACAAGAGUUUGAGAGGGUGGAAGAAGAUGGAGAUGAACAAGGGUUUGAAGAACUU